AUGACCACAGAGAGCCAGGCGCACAUCCUGCCAGAUGGGCGCGCUCUCUGCUACCGUGUGUUCACCACUCUGUCAUCCGAGCAGAACCCUCCUUCGCUAUCUGUUUUCCACUUUCACGGCAGUCCUGGCUCACACCACGAAGCAAUGGCUGUAUACGACAGCGCAGAAUCUCAGGGCGUUGCCCUGCGCAUUGUCGCAGUCACACGUCCUGGGUUCGGCGGCUCAACUUACUACCCCAACCACACACUCCUAUCAUUUGCCAAGGAUGUUCUGAGCCUGGCCGACGCACUAGAAAUUGAGAAGUUCGCCGUCAUGGGCGUCAGUGGCGGUGGGCCAUACGCUCUGGCGUGCGCACAUGUCAUCCCCACCCCCCGUCUGGUGGUUGCGGUGGUGGUGAGCAGCAUGUACCCGCCCGAGUUGGGGACCAAUGGCAUGCUGGCCGUCAACCGACUGUUCUUGGGUCUGGCACCGUGGAUGCCCGCGCUCCUAGGCAAGGCGGUAGACUGGCACGUCGGCAACCUCGCGCGCGACUCCAACCCAGCAAGGUAUCGUCGCUUCCUGCUUGACAGCUUUGACGCCAGUCGGCCCCCCGAGGACCGAGCUACGGCGCACGGCGUGAAGGCGCAACGUUUCAUGGAGGCAUUAGUGCAGAGCACACGUGAAGGGUUUUUGCAGGGUUCGCGUGCGUUUGCGGAUGAGUUUGCACUCUUUGGAACCCAUUGGGGCUUUCAAUUGCAGGAAGUGAGAGCAAAGACGGUUGUUUGGCAUGGUGCCAAGGAUGCCAAUGUUCCCCUUGGAAUUGCUGUGGCGGCGGCAGCUGCGAUACCAGGUGUCAGGCUGAUGAUUGCCGAGGACGAGGCAUUCAUCAGUCUGCCUGCAAAUCGGAUGGAUGAUAUUCUAAAGUCGUUAUUAGAGCUGCUGUAA
Diaporthe amygdali is the source of this 924-nucleotide messenger RNA. RefSeq names its product alcohol dehydrogenase. NCBI's taxonomy places the organism in Eukaryota, Fungi, Ascomycota, Sordariomycetes, Diaporthales, Diaporthaceae. The record is from RefSeq and is a predicted model, not a curated record. Bases 1 to 924 code for a protein of 307 amino acids. The transcript has a single exon.